Messenger RNA from Lagopus leucura (white-tailed ptarmigan), 5453 nucleotides. It is a transcript of the gene KIF3A, whose product is annotated as kinesin family member 3A. Gene Ontology annotation, biological process: microtubule-based movement. The coding region runs from base 378 to 2459 and encodes 693 amino acids. Gene Ontology annotation, molecular function: microtubule binding; microtubule motor activity; ATP binding. The record is from RefSeq and is a predicted model, not a curated record. The transcript has 20 exons. NCBI's taxonomy places the organism in Eukaryota, Metazoa, Chordata, Aves, Galliformes, Phasianidae.
UGCGACCGGCGGCGAUUCACGGCCGCGCCGCCAUGCCGCCAGUGCCCGCUGCUAUCUGCUGAUGUCAUCGGUGUGGUUUGAGGCUGUUUCCUUGUGCUCCCUAUUCGGACAACGAGCUCCGUGAAUUUAAAGGAGAGGCACAAAAGCCUCUGCUUCCAGCGAGCUGUUUGCAGGCAUGAAGUUGUUUGCUGAAGGAUUUAACAGAUGAAUGAAAUUCUCAUGUUUAACUCAUUUGGUUUCCGCAGUUGCAAACAGAAGAUUGCUUUGACGGAAUCAACAAGCCUGAGAAGCCGGACAGGCCAGAGAGCUGUGAUAAUGUCAAGGUGGUUGUUCGGUGCCGGCCCCUUAAUGAGCGAGAGAAAGCGACGGGGUACAAAAUGGCAGUCAGUGUGGAUGAGAUGAGAGGAACCAUCACAGUCCACAAAGCAGACUCGUCCAAUGAACCUCCCAAGACAUUCACAUUUGACACUGUUUUUGGACCAGAGAGUAAGCAGCUGGAUGUCUAUAACCUAACUGCAAGACCUAUUAUUGACUCCGUCUUGGAAGGCUACAAUGGCACUAUUUUUGCAUAUGGGCAGACUGGAACAGGCAAGACUUUUACCAUGGAAGGGGUCAGAGCAGUUCCUGAGCUUAGAGGCAUUAUUCCAAAUUCCUUCGCCCAUAUAUUUGGUCACAUUGCCAAAGCAGAGGGGGAUACAAGGUUUUUAGUUCGUGUGUCUUACCUGGAAAUUUACAAUGAAGAAGUGCGGGACCUGCUAGGAAAAGACCAGUCACAGAGAUUAGAGGUUAAAGAGAGACCUGAUGUGGGAGUUUAUAUCAAAGACCUUUCAGCUUAUGUCGUAAACAACGCAGAUGAUAUGGACAGAAUCAUGACUCUGGGCCACAAGAACCGUUCUGUUGGUGCCACAAACAUGAACGAGCACAGCUCUCGCUCGCACGCCAUCUUCACCAUCACCAUCGAGUGCAGUGAGAAGGGAGUUGAUGGGAACAUGCACGUGCGCAUGGGCAAACUGCACCUCGUGGAUCUUGCUGGUUCUGAAAGACAAGCAAAAACCGGAGCAACGGGGCAGCGACUGAAGGAAGCUACUAAGAUCAACCUCUCUCUUUCUACCCUGGGGAAUGUCAUUUCUGCACUGGUGGAUGGCAAAAGCACUCACGUGCCCUACCGCAACUCCAAGCUUACACGACUCCUUCAGGAUUCCCUGGGGGGCAACUCCAAAACCAUGAUGUGUGCAAACAUUGGUCCAGCAGACUACAAUUACGAUGAGACUAUCAGCACUCUGAGAUACGCAAACCGAGCCAAGAACAUUAAGAACAAGGCCAGGAUUAAUGAAGACCCCAAGGAUGCUUUGCUGCGUCAGUUUCAGAAAGAAAUUGAAGAGCUUAAGAAAAAACUGGAAGAAGGAGAAGAGAUAUCUGGUUCUGAGACAAGUUCUUCUGAAGAAGAAGAUGAAGAGGAUGAUGGGGAGAUUGGAGAAGAUGGGGAGAAGCGGAAGAAACGGCGGGGCAGUAGCAGCAGCAGUAGUUCAGACUCCACAUGCUCUGUCAUAGAGAAACCUCUGGAUAAGUCCUUCACUAAUCAAGCAGGGAAAAAGAAAGUUUCCCCUGAUAAGAUGGUAGAGAUGCAAGCAAAGAUUGAAGAGGAGAGAAAAGCUCUUGAAACUAAGCUUGAUAUGGAAGAAGAAGAAAGAAAUAAAGCCAGAGCUGAACUGGAGAAGAGAGAAAAAGAUUUGCUUAAAGCUCAACAAGAGCACCAGUCCCUGCUGGAGAAACUGUCUGCGCUGGAGAAGAAGGUGAUUGUAGGAGGGGUGGACUUGCUGGCAAAAGCAGAAGAACAAGAGAAGCUUCUAGAAGAAUCAAAUAUGGAGCUGGAAGAACGAAGGAGGAGAGCAGAGCAGCUUCGCAAAGAACUCGAGGAAAAGGAGCAAGAACGCUUGGACAUUGAGGAGAAGUACACCAGCCUCCAGGAAGAAGCACAGGGAAAAACAAAAAAACUGAAGAAAGUUUGGACCAUGCUUAUGGCUGCAAAAUCAGAGAUGGCAGAUCUGCAACAAGAGCAUCAGAGAGAGAUUGAAGGCUUACUGGAGAACAUUCGGCAGCUGAGCAGGGAACUUCGUCUUCAGAUGCUUAUCAUAGACAACUUCAUUCCUCAGGACUACCAGGAAAUGAUUGAGAACUAUGUUCACUGGAAUGAAGACAUUGGAGAAUGGCAGCUGAAAUGUGUUGCAUAUACAGGAAACAAUAUGAGGAAGCAGACUCCUGUCCUGGACAAGAAAGAAAAAGAUCCCUUUGAGGUGGACCUUUCCCAUGUUUACUUAGCUUACACUGAAGAAAGCUUGAGGCAAUCUCUGAUGAAGCUAGAGAGGCCGAGGACUUCAAAGGGAAGAUCCAGGCCCAAGACUGGUCGAAGAAAACGUUCUGCAAAGCCAGGCGCUGUCAUUGAGUCCCUGCUGCAGUAGGUGUGACGUGUUCAGAAUUGCCGUAAAAAGCAGUGAGUGGGAAAGGUUUGGCCAGAAUAUGGAAGUUGAGAUGGCACAGUUUGAAGUGGCUGUAGAAUCCAUGCCUUGCUGGGAUGGAGAUUUAAUUUAAAAAAAAAUAUAUGUAUUUUUCCUUAGUUGCCUGUAUACUGUAUGUUAUAUUAACAUAAUAUUAAACUGGUAUAUUUUAUGGUUGUGGAAUUCCAUGUGUUAAACGAUGUGUUGUGCAGGGAACUAUUGUUGGUAAUCCUUGAAAUGUAGAGGAAAUGAGGAUUCUAGAUGUGUUCAAGUACUAGUCAUUAUAGCUCCAAAUGGUCGAUGGAAUCCUAAAACUUAAUGCUGGUAAAUCUGUGUCCUGCUUUGCACAUCACUGGCAGCUUUCACUGUUGUCUUCUGUUGCACUGAUCCGUUUGAAUGUGGUUGCUGCAAACCUUUGAGUUAAGAGCGUCCAGCCUUUUUAUUUCAAUAUUUCACUGUAGUUAUUAAGCUGAUCAUGUUGUGUAUUUGAGACACAACUCUCUUCAUCUGCAGUCUUGCUGUACAAAAAGUAGUUGGGUAGAAGAGUACUCAGAGCUAUAUUAGCCUGAGGUUUGUGGGAAGGGACCAUGCUCUGUUUAAGUGCAACACUAGUAGUCUAAUGCUUUGAUUUUUGUCUAUUUGUGUGAUCUGCUGGCAACGUGGAGAGUGAGGGCUGAUGCACAGAUAAGAGAGCUGUUUUCCUCCUCUGAAGGCUGCACUGCUGCAUUGCUUUGGCUGCUUUUCAUGCUUCUGAGCUGGAAGUGGUUUUAAUUGGUGUGAAUUGUUUUGUCGUGGUCUGGACAGCAGAGAUUAUUUGAGGGGAAGGCUUUAACACCAGGGGGACUGAACACUAUGGCUCCAUUUGUCUCACCCCUGGCCGCAGCUGAGGAUGAAUUUCUCCUGUGUUAGAAUAGGUGUGAAUUUCCCAGUUGUCCCAGUGCUGCAACAUCCCCUGAAAUAGCUGAUGCUGUUCGUGUCUGUGUGCACCAUCUCCUCUUUCUGACUGCUUUGAGGGGAAAGAAAUCUGGUCUCUGCUGAUAACCAUUUAUGGUGGCUGCUCUUUUUCUUUGCUUUUUGUGCUGCUAACAGACACUGAACCUCUCAAUGCAUUGCUUUUGUGUCACAGAAAUGAAUCUGCUUUGAGCUGUGUGCUGCAUCAACUCCUGCUGGAGCGCAGCAGUUGCAGGAACUUUAGCAGUUCCCUUGUCAGUGUGGUGUUAAUUAGGUGUGAUUUUCAUUUAAUCUCCGUGUAUCCUAGAGUUACAAAAAAAGCUGUGAUUAAUAACAGACUGAAUACUUGAGCUUGGUAGAAGGAGCAAGACAACUCCUUGGUGUCUCAUGCCUGAUCGUAGCCAUGUCUGCAAUUACCAGAACAUUCCUGUGAAGUGCUGACUGCACUUGGAGCAGAUUGCCCUUUCUCAUGGUCACAGUGUUGAGCUGGAUGCACCUCACCAGUCUGUAGCAGCUCCAGCUGUGACAGUUACCAUGGGUCUUGCAGGGGCACCUGUUGAUCUGGAGCUGCAUUCAGUGCAAUUUGAAAAGAGCUCUCAGCUUCCCCGUGUGCUUUUUCUGAAGUGUUUCUUCAGAUUGUGCUGGGGGAGGAGAACCUGGUCGUCAUCUUGGGGGAGAGGUGAGCAGGCCUGGCUUUGUCACCCAAAGCUACGACUGCAAACACUGGCAGUUCUUUCUGGUCCAGCAUUUGGGAAGAGGUGAGGAGUCAGGAUUUUUGUCUGAUCUAAAGUAGUCAGAUUUCUUCUGGAGGAGUUCACCUUGUUUUGAAUGUGCUCCAGCUAAGAAUAUCGUGUUGAAUUUGACAGCUAAGACAGACUGAAAAUAUCUCAAAUGCCAGUUUAGAAACAGGCAGGGAUGUUCUGGACUGAGCAGAAAACAAGGGCAAACUUUAUUUCCUCUUGUUUAAUGUUUUGCUGUGCUUUACUCUGUUGAAUAAUCGGUUCUUAAGGGUGUUUCUCCUGAACUGUACUUCAAUUCUCUGAAUUCUUCACUCAGCAGAUCAUCAGCAAAUGAAAACUGGGACUGUGCAUCCUGACUCUGCAUUUACAGCACGUAAAAUCUAACUAGGAAGGGUUGAAUUCCUGUUAUUUCUGCUGAAAACAAAAGUGCUCUGCAUGUUGUAAAGACCCAUGAGGCAGAGAAAAACUUCAAGUAAAUAAUGGCACUGCUUUGUAAUUAGAUGGGAGGAACUGGUUGAUUUCCUGGUACAGGGGCUUGUUUUGGAGAACAAAUUCUCUGCUCUUACCAGAGGACUUUGUUUUGAUGUAGAACAGUCUUCAUGAUGAUCUGUCAGCUUGGCUUACAUUUUCACUGUGCUGUUUUGCUUAAGUUUUGGAAACUUCCUUUCAAAACAGAGCCCUGCUUGCAGGUUUGCUGUAUGGGCCCUCUCUGCAGCUCUGGACAGUCUGCAAUAAUGUCAAAUGUCCCUUUACCAUGUCUUAAAGGAGAAGGACUUAAGUUUGUGUGUGUUUUUGAUGGCUCAGUUGAUGGAGCCAUCUUCAUCCCAGGCCCGUCCAUGCCACUUAACUCUAGCAUGCAUAUAAUGUCUAUUCAUUCCUUGCAUCUCGUCACCAAAGCUUCCCCUCGUUCCAGCAAAUCGCAGAGAGUUUCUCUGGCCGUGUUGUUUAAUGCUGUGUAAAUGAAUCAUUUCAGAAUUAACUUGUUGUGGAACCUUUCUUCAGGUUCAAGGGAAGUGAAAAUGGUCCUUAGUGCCUUUCAGUAACUAACUCAGUCUGCACACCCAGCUCUCACCUUUCUCAGCAGUUCUGCUUAGCUGGUUCUGUACAGAAGAAAAACUGCUUAUCUGUUUGUAUAACGUGUCUGGCUAUUUAUUUGUUUUCCAACUGUUUAUUUUAAUAUCCUUUGUUGUAUGGUUAAAUUUUAUUCCCUACGCUGUACAUAUCAGUAUUGUGUUCCUGGAGCAUGAAAUAAAAUUGUUGAUUCCUA